Elgaria multicarinata webbii is the source of this 2735-nucleotide messenger RNA. RefSeq names its product hydroxysteroid 17-beta dehydrogenase 4 (gene HSD17B4). Gene Ontology annotation, molecular function: oxidoreductase activity. Bases 64 to 2286 code for a protein of 740 amino acids. NCBI's taxonomy places the organism in Eukaryota, Metazoa, Chordata, Lepidosauria, Squamata, Anguidae. The record is from RefSeq and is a predicted model, not a curated record. The transcript has 24 exons.
ACCCUUUGCGCUGGGAAGGGUUGGUGGAGGAGUGUCUGAGACUGUCUAGGUUGUUGAAGAAGCAUGUCCGCUCCGCUGAGGUUUGACGGGAGGGUGGUGCUUGUGACUGGUGCCGGGGGAGGACUGGGCAGAGCAUAUGCGCUGGCUUUUGCUGAAAGAGGAGCUUCUGUGGUUGUGAAUGAUCUUGGAGGGGACUUCAAGGGACAUGGAAAGAGCUCCUCAGCUGCUGACAAGGUUGUAGAAGAAAUAAGAGCCAAAGGUGGAAAAGCAGUGGCGAACUAUGAUUCAGUGGAAGCUGGUGAGAAGCUUGUGCAAACAGCAUUGGAUGCUUUCGGGAGAAUAGAUAUUCUGAUCAAUAAUGCUGGGAUACUGAGGGAUCGUACAUUCCCUAGGAUCAGCAAUGAAGACUGGGAUACAAUUCACAAAGUGCAUUUGAAGGGGUCCUUCCUGGUAACCCGAGCUGCAUGGAACCAUAUGAAAAAUCAGAAUUUCGGAAGAAUAAUUAUGACUUCCUCAGCUGCUGGAAUAUAUGGCAACUUUGGUCAGGCAAACUACAGUGCUGCCAAGCUUGGUCUUUUGGGCCUUGCGAACACAAUUGCCAUUGAAGGCAGGAAGUACAACAUCCACUGUAACACCAUUGCUCCCACUGCAGGGUCCAGGCUGACACAGACUGUUAUGCCUCAGGAUAUGCUGGAUGCUUUCAAGCCAGAAUAUGUGGCUCCUCUGGUCCUUUGGCUUUGCCAUGAAAGUUGUCAAGAAAAUAGUGGACUGUUUGAGGUCGGAGCUGGAUGGAUUGGAAAAUUACGGUGGGAAUGUUCCCGGGGGGCCAUUGUUAGACAGAAGAACCAUCCAAUGACGCCAGAAGCUGUGCAAGAUAAAUGGGAAAAGAUCUGCAACUUUGAUAAUGCCAACCAUCCUCGGACUAUCCAAGAAUCAGUCAGCAUGCAGAAUGAUGUGUUAAGUCAAAUAGAAUCUCCAGAUGUCUCCCCAAAUCCCACAAGCUACAGUGCAUCAGCAUCCUCUCCAGGCAUUGACCCUGCAAAGUCGGUCGGCCAGAAGCUGCCUUCAGUUGUAUAUGAGUACACUCAUUUGCAGCCCAUCUUGUAUGCCCUUGGUGUGGGCAUGUCAUCAAAGGAUCCAGACCACCUGAAUUUCCUGUUUGAAGGAAGUGAAGGGUUUUGCUGUCUUCCUACCUUUGCGGUGAUACCAGCGCAGUCUUCCAUGAUGGAUGGCGGACUGUCUAGUAUUCCAGGGCUCAGUAUUGACUUUGCAAAGGUGUUACAUGGUGAGCAAUAUCUGGAGCUGUAUAAACCACUGCCAACAUCAGGCAGAUUAACUUCAGAACCCAUUAUUGCUGAUGUCCUUGAUAAAGGCUCGGGAGCACUUAUACUCUUAGAUGUCUACACAUACUCUGGAAAGGAUCUUCUGUGCUAUAAUCAGUUCUCUGUUUUCGUUGUUGGAGCUGGAGGUUUUGGUGGAAAACGGUCAUCUGAGAAAGCCAAGGCCACAGUAAACCCACCCACCAGACCACCAGAUGCUGUAGUUACUGAUGUCACUACAGUAGAUCAGGCUGCUUUAUAUCGGCUUAGUGGGGAUUGGAACUUUUUACAUAUUGAACCUAGUUUUGCUGCCCUUGCAGGAUUUCAGAAGCCCAUAUUGCAUGGACUUUGUUCUUUUGGAUUUGCUGCCAGGCAUGUUUUGAAACACUUCGCAAAUAACGAUGUGACCAAGUUCAAAGCAAUUAAGAUUCGUUUUGCGAAACCAGUUUUCCCAGGACAAACCUUGCAAACAGAGAUGUGGAAGGAAGGAAACAGGAUUCACCUUCAGACCAAGGUCAAAGAGACUGGGAACAUUGCGAUUGCAGGAGCAUAUGUGGAUCUGACAUCAUCCUCUGACCAGCCUUCAGCUAAGGAGCCCUCAGCUAAGGUUCCGGCAAAGUUGCAGAGUGACCUUGUGUUUGAAGAAAUUGGUCGUCGCAUCAAAGAGAUUGGAAAUCAGCUGGUGAAGAAAGUAAAUGCUGUAUUUCAAUGGAACAUCACUAAGGACAAAAAGACUGCAGUGCAGUGGACCAUCGACUUAAAGAAUGGCUCUGGAGAGUUGUACCAAGGACCUGCCCGAGGAAAAGCUGACACCAUUUUCACCCUGUCAGAUGAAGACUUUGUGGAUUUGGUGCUAGGCAAGAUCAAUCCACAAAAGGCAUUCCUCUCCGGUAAGCUAAAAGUUAAAGGAAAUAUCAUGCUGAGUCAGAAGCUGGGGACGAUACUCCAAGAGCAUGCAAAGCUGUGAAUUCCCAGUUGGAUUGAGUUGGAAGAAAAAAAGGAGCUGUUCCUUUUUCAGAAUAACCUGAAAUCUUAUGCAAUUGCUGUAUUAGGUAAUUUCUAAUAGACUUCCUUGCUAAUAUGCAAGUUGCCUUGAUUCUUGCAGAUUCAGGUAGUUGGUAUAGAUGUGAUGGGUUAAUACAGUCUCUCUCCUUUCUUCUAUCUUGCAAAUCUUUAUACCAGCCUCCCAUAGCCUUGCUUCCUCCAGAUUUGUUGGUCUUCAAGCCCCAUCGCCCCCUAUGCUGGCUGAGGCUGAUGGCAGUUGUAGUCCCAACACAUCUGAACAGUGUCAGAUUGGGGAAGGCUACUUUAUAACUUCCUCUUGUUCCUCAGAAGGUCUACAAACUAAAAUACAUGCAGUUAAUAUAUUUCUAUAUGCAAUCUAAACAUGAUUCAAUAAAACAUACUUUGAUAUCA